UCAGAUCAAAUCAGCAAGAAAAUCAAGAACCAAAAAGUCACUAGAAAAGCAACAAACAAUGUCUCUAAUUCCAAGCAUUUUUGGAGGACGUAGAUCAAACGUCUUCGAUCCUUUCUCGCAAGAUGUAUGGGAUCCAUUCGAAGGAUUCUUCACCCCAUCUUCUGCAUUAGCAAACGCUUCAACCGCUCGUGAUGUGGCAGCGUUUACAAACGCAAGAGUGGACUGGAAGGAAACGUCGGAAGCACAUGUGUUCAAAGCGGAUUUGCCAGGGCUGAAGAAGGAAGAAGUGAAAGUUGAGGUUGAAGACAAGAACGUUCUGCAGAUUAGCGGAGAGAGGAGCAAGGAGAACGAAGAGAAGAACGAUAAGUGGCACCGUGUGGAGAGGGCUAGUGGGAAGUUUAUGAGGAGGUUUAGGCUGCCGGAGAAUGCAAAGAUGGAGGAAGUGAAGGCAACUAUGGAGAAUGGUGUGCUUACGGUUGUGAUUCCGAAAGCGCCAGAGAAGAAGCCUCAAGUCAAGUCGAUUGAUAUCUCGGCUAAUUGAAUAUGAAGAUUGAAAAUGAAGAUUUGGUGUGUGAAAUAAAAAGCUUGUGUGCUUAAGUUUGUGUUUUUUUGUUGGGUUUGUUGUGUUGUGAAAUUGUCGCUUUCUUUCUAAAAUCAUAUGAAUGUAAGAUCUCAUUAUAAUGAAUAAACGAAUGUUUCUAUA
Arabidopsis arenosa is the source of this 703-nucleotide messenger RNA. Lineage: Eukaryota; Viridiplantae; Streptophyta; Magnoliopsida; Brassicales; Brassicaceae. The record is from the annotation of a GenBank genome assembly.